Molecule: messenger RNA, 962 nt
Organism: Dermacentor andersoni
Lineage: Eukaryota; Metazoa; Arthropoda; Arachnida; Ixodida; Ixodidae
Product: putative nuclease HARBI1
Source: RefSeq, a predicted model, not a curated record
AUGGCGGUGUGUGGCUCGUUCAUUGACAGCAAUGUCGAAAAUUUUGUGGAAUUCGCGCUACGAGCAACUGACUUCGUGUACGGUGAGGUGUACCGCUAUCCGUCACCUUCAGCGAGAAACUUGAGAGAUCGGUUGAACCCUCUAGAACUGUACACCGAUGAAGAAUUUCGGUCGAGAUAUCGCUUCUCCAAGCAGUCUGUUGUACUGCUACUGAAAGAGCUGCGGCUCAACAGAAAUGAUGACAAAAGAGGUGAGCCUCUUCCGCCUGUGUUAAAGCUCCUCAUCACACUCCGAUUCUACGCAACCGGUGCGAUGCAGACUGUUGUUGGCGACCUCGUCAACGUAUCGCAGCCAUCCGUGAGCAGGAGCAUCUGGGAGGUGACGCAAGCAAUCUGCGUGGGACUGUUCCGCAAGUACGUGCGCCUACCGACAAGUGCAGAAGCGAAGUCCGUCAAGACAAGAUUUUAUAAUAUCGCUGGCUUUCCGGGCGUCACUGGCUGCAUCGACUGCACGCACGUGCAAAUCAUCAGUCCCGGAGGAGACAACGCAGAAGUGUACAGGAACCGAAAAGGCGUGUUUUCGAUAAAUGUGCAGGCUGUGACAGGACCCGAGCUUCAGUUCUUUGACAUUGUUGCAGGUUGGCCUGGUUCUGUUCACGACAGCUGAAUUUUUGAAAACAGUCGUGUGAUGACAUCAUACGAGCAAGGAACUGUGUCUGGCAUGCUUCUGGGAGACCAGGGAUAUGCUUGCCUGCCGUACCUCAUGCCACCCCUGAAAUACCCCCAGACAGCUGCAGAAAAAAGGCAGGAUGCAUAUUUAAAUUCAUCACCUCUAUUGAUUCUGUGCGGUUUGGCAGUGUACAUGUACCUUAUGGUGAGUGCCAUAGAUAACAUGCACCACUUGAAUUAAAGGAUAUAAAGUUAAAGAAAGUGCUUUGUGUACGAAACAGUGCAGCUGGAAAU